Messenger RNA from Zootermopsis nevadensis, 6579 nucleotides. RefSeq names its product clathrin interactor lqfR (gene lqfR). Gene Ontology annotation, biological process: endocytosis; 'de novo' cotranslational protein folding. NCBI's taxonomy places the organism in Eukaryota, Metazoa, Arthropoda, Insecta, Blattodea, Termopsidae. Gene Ontology annotation, cellular component: endosome; clathrin vesicle coat; cytosol. Gene Ontology annotation, molecular function: telomeric repeat DNA binding; phospholipid binding; Hsp90 protein binding. The record is from RefSeq and is a predicted model, not a curated record.
UCUUAUCAAUGAAUGAUGACGUUUCCGAUCUCGGUAGCCAUAUUGAACAUAUCAGCUGUUAGACGUGACAGUUUGAGAAUGUGGAAAGUCAGAGAAAUAGCUGAUAAAGUCACCAAUGUUGUAAUGAACUACACAGAAAUCGAAGCCAAAGUAAGAGAAGCAACUAAUGACGAUGCCUGGGGCCCUACAGGUGCACUCAUGCAGGAGGUUGCACAAGGAACAUUCACAUAUGAACAUUUUCCUGAAGUUAUGACAAUGCUUUGGAAGAGAAUGUUGCAAGAUAAUAAAAAGAAUUGGAGAAGGACCUACAAGUCACUGCUACUGCUGAAUUACUUGGUGCGCAAUGGUUCUGAGCGUGUUGUGACUUCAGCAAGGGAACACAUCUAUGAUCUUCGUAGUCUUGAGAAUUAUACUUAUGUUGAUGAAUAUGGGAAAGAUCAGGGAAUAAAUGUAAGGCACAAAGUUCAUGAACUGAUAGACUUCAUUCAAGAUGAUGAUAAGCUUAGAGAAGAAAGAAAGAAAGCAAAGAAGAACAAAGAUAAAUAUGUUGGGAUGUCAAGUGAUGCAAUGGGCAUGAGAUUUGGUGGCAAUAGUGGAUGGGAUGACACUCCUCGUUGGAAAAAGGAUGAAUUUGGUGAUUGGGAUCCAGAUAAAGGGGGAGGAAUUUCUCGGGGAAACAACAGACAUGGGAACAGGAAUUUUGAGGACAUGGGAAACAACAGUGAUGAUGGAGAUCGCUAUGACUCUGAGAAUGAAGGAGGCUCACAUACAAGAAGAGGCCGUGAGUAUAAGGAUAAGGACAGUGAUAGUUUAGAUUCUGCAGAGAAAAGGGAACAUAGCAGUAAACCCAGUACUCCAGCAAGAACAAAACCCACUACAAGUGUCAAGAAGAUAGAUCUAGGGGCUGCUGCACACUAUGGCAGAGGUUCAAAUUCAUUGAACAGCAGUCCUGUGAAGUCAAAUUCCAAUGUAACUCAGCAGGAUGGCAGCAAGGCACAAGGUGAUCUUCUUAAUGAUAUACUGGGAGGAAAUAUAACACCAGGUCUUGGCGAUGAAGAUGACUUCAAUCCUCGAGCAUCAGAAAAUUCUCAUGCUUCACCUGGAGGAGAGUUUGGAGAUUUCACCAGUGCUUUUGGAAAAUCUGCAUCAAGUAAAACUAGUGGUGUGAAUGAUGAGUUUGCAGAUUUUAGCAGUGCAUUCAGUGAAGGUGUUACUGUGUCUUCCAAUACUGUUGGCAGCAGUAAUCAGCAGUUCAACUCUGGCACCAUAGGCAGCACAGCUUCAAUACCAAGCAGUAAUGGAAUUUUUGGUAUUAGUCAGUCUGAUACAGAUUUACUUUCUGAUCUUGGAGGUGUCUUCACGUCAGUUCAACCAGCAGCGUUAGCAAACAACACUGCUCAUUCAGCCAUAUUGCUUACUACCAAUCAUAAUCUUAAUCCACUAGAAGCGACCUUCACCUCACCAGGUAUGCCACUUGAGCCAGCCCCAGGGCAGCUUCAUCAACCCACCACAGUGCCUUCCAGUGAACAGGAAAAACUCCAGAUUGGCAGUACGUGGACCAACUCUGGCAGUCUGAAUAUUGAUGUAGACAAUCUAAGCAUAUCUGGUUUCCGAGGAACAUCCAGAUCUGGUGUGUCAGCUCCUUCCAUGAAUCAGCUGGCUGUGAGCAGUCCUACAUCUCCCCUGCACCCUCAGCAAACUAAUAAUUGGCUCCCAGUUGUCUCUCCUGGAAUGGGCAGUAUUGGGGUGGGCAUAUCACCUUCCUGGCCUCACCAGCAUUCCAUGAAUAUUCCACAGCAACAGCCACAUCAGAAUCAAGCAUUCUUCCAAGCAUUUAAAUGAGGGUAACUUUUGUUAUUAGCUAAGAGAAUUUUAUUUGUGGGAACAAAAUAUUACAUCUUGUACAGCAUCUUGUAACAACAGAACCAAAAGCCAGACUUGUCAGAUAUUCAUUCCAGCUUCCAAUUUUCUUAAUUUGGGGUAUAUUGUAAAUAUCUGAAUAAGACAGGCCACUAUUUACAAUAUCACUGUGAGAACCCAGUUAAAGUUUAAACACAGGCUAAUGUUAAAGCCACAGCACUUAAACAUGUGUAUCAUAAUAAUAAAGUACUUGCAUUAGGAAAUGGUUAACAUCUAACCAAUAUUUACACUUCCUGUCCUUGUAGCUGGCUUUCAUUCAAGCCCAGGCAUUAUUUUAGCUUACGUUUUUAAUCAAAAGUUUACAAUAUUUUAAAACAUUGAGCGAAUUGUAAUUAUAAUUUCAUGUUUCAGUUGCCAGUUUUUUAUUUAUGUUUUAUGUAUGAAUCUUGUCAUCACAGAAAGUGUGAAUGAACAUGUUUUCAUAGCAUUCCCCUCAAGUCAUAAUUACUAAUGAGACAUCUUCCCUCUUCAAGUCAUUAGGAAACUGCAGUUACUUUAUCAUCUGCUUAUUCAGACUAUAUUCCUGUUCCAGAAAUGAAUACUGGAAGAUUAUUAACAUUAACAGACCUGUAUGUUCAUGCUGUACAGAAUUUAAGUAACUGGGUGUUUGUUAUGACAUGGAAUAAUAUCUUUACCCACAGAUCUGUGAACUCAUGGUCUGAAUAGGUUGGUACAUGUUACUUAACAAUAGAAUUGAUUAGUUUGUUGAAAAUAUAGACUAGCUUAAUUUCUACUUCUAUGCUGAAAGAGUUCUGAAUAAUAUCAUAAGAUUAUGUCUAUAGACUGAGGCUGCCAGUUGUGGUAUACAUAUUAGUUAGCCCAAGAAGGGCUGUCAGGAUUCAUAAUUAUCACAAAUUUAAUGGCCCUGAUAUAUUGACUUGAAAGUUAGUAAAUCAUCCAGCCAACCUACAUUUACCGUCUCUGUUAUAGUAUUUGUUCUUGUGAACUUGGAUGUGGGCAACAAGAAAUGCGUAGAUACGAAGAUUACUUGGAAAGAAGUAACUUGAAAGACCGAGCUGAAGGAUGUGAAGGGAAUUUAAGUAACUUAGUAUUAUGGCUUUGGUAUUAGUAGUGUUAAUUGUGGUUGGGUCAUAUCAUCAGUGUUUGUUGAAAAAUGUGUCCUUAUUUUUUAACAUUGAAGAUCAAACAUCCAUGCCAUAGAAGAAUUUUUGUCAGUGCUUUGUGUCACAUAUCCCAGUAAUUGGUGAGCCAGUGAUGUUAUGUUUAGUUCCCAGAAUGUGGUAAGGGUAAUGAAGUGAACAUUAUCUUUAAGAGUGUGCAUUGCAAUACUUUGUUGAUAGUACAGAUGGAAUACAUAACUUUGGUUUUUGGUCAUAUUUACCUCUGUUCUUUGAGGACAAGUUGUAUCCAUGAGCCCUUUCCAUGCUGUUGACAAACUUUGUUCAAUGACUUGCAUGUUUUUGUGAUGAAAGUAAUGUCUUGGAACAAGGUGGUUCAUGUACAGAUAAAUCUAGCGUCAUGUUGUUAUGAACCAUUUUGUUGUGAUAUGUGUCUUUAUAGGAAAAUGGUUAUGGAGUAAGUGCAAGUAAAGAAAUGUAGCAUGGAAAUGGUUAAAAACUAGCAAGAUACACAAAUUUAAACAAAACAAAGGAUAUUACAUUUUUAUAGGGCAGCAGUUACUUUGCAUUCCAUAUCUAAACUUGAAUUAAAAAUUUAUUUAAUUCAUUCCGUGCAUAAACCAGUGAGAAAUGACAGCAUAAUACAUUACAUAAAAGGACUCAGAUUAGUUGUUUUUAAAAUACAUAUUUUUAUUUUAUUUUUAAGCAAUUCAGGAUAAUAUUGGACUGACUGAAUGAAAUUGGCAGGAUUAUUUUUUGUUAGUUUGUUUUAAGGGUAUGUUUGUAUAUUUGCUAUACAUAAAUGAAGCUUGUGUACAUAUAUUCAGGAGAAAGAUUAUGUAUGUACAAGAUGGCCCAUGAUUGUUUUUACAUGUUUGAUGUAUGAUAUUUAGUAGUAUUUCUUAUACAAAACAUUCUUGUUGUCAUGUGACAAGUUGUAACAGUUUCAAACAUGUAAUCACACUCCUGAGGCUCUUGUAUACCACAUACCACUGCUCAUGGUGCUGGGAGAAUAGAUUUUUGUACAGAAUGGUGAAUCAUACAUAAAACAAGGCACAAACUGUAUGUGCGAUUAAUACACGUGUUUAUUGAACAGUAUUGAAAUGGUUACUCAAUGAGGACAGAUAAAACUUGUUUCUAAUGGUAAUAUUCCAUCUGCUGAGGAACUCAGCCUUAACUUGUAUCAUUGUAGCUUUUAAAUUGCAAAUUAACUCUUUCAGUCUGGUUUUCCAUAAACAUUACUCCUCCCAAUCAGAUUUUUAUUAUCAUGUUUAAAAAUCAGUAUGUCUUACUCUUUCUUGUUACAUAAUUAUGUGCAUCUCAUUUGGUAAUUCUCAUAGAUUAAGGUGCAAAUAUUAUAGUAACUGCUGGUUCAUAUUUGAUUUCUUGCACCUCUGAUACAUAAUACAAUUAGAUAUACAAAUACAUUAACUUUAACUGCACAUUACAAUUUUUAUGGUAAAAUAACAUUAAAUAUUCAUACAGACUUUCAACUAAUAGUAUAAAUUGUUAAUUUUUAUAAUGUAUGCCAUAGAACUUUCCUUUAUAACCUUUAUGGUGCAGGACUUAAUUUGCUUGCAUGAUCUCAUCUAACCUAGAAUCACCAAAUUAAAUAUAAACUAAUAAGGAUGAAUCCAUAUUCCUGUAAAACCAAAGUUUCAAAAUAAUAAUACCAAUGGUUUAGUUUAUAUUCCUUCUCUGUUUUGUUGCCACAUUUUUUUAAAAUUUUAAAUAUUGGAAAGUAGGUGGAAUUACGAGCAUGGGUGGUUAUAUGAAAGUGAUGUUGAUAUAAGCAGGGACGUUUUUAAACAUCUUUAGAUAUUUGUCAGAUUUUGGCAGUAUGUGGGACAAAAAUAUUGAAUGACUUUUGCUAAGGAGGGAUGAAAAGAGAUAAAGAAACAGACACAUUCUUUCUUUCCUCCUUUUUCUUUGCCCCCCCCCCCCCCCCCCACGUGUUGGGGUGGGUAUUUGAGUUCCUCAGUUGAAUGGAAUGGAAACCUUUUGUUUGCAUAGUGCUUGAAUUGUUGAAGCAUGCAUUGCACAGGUUUGUAUAGUGGUCUUUAUUUAUUCUUUCUGUACCAUGGUGUUUUGUCAUGAAAUGUUUAGUAAAAAUACCAUCAGCAACACUAUAUUAUGCUGCUAACCACAACUAGAUGCAUUAUAUGAGAUUUGAGGUUCUUGCAGUGAAGAUGGUUGGUCUUCUGGAUAGUAAUGCCGUAUGAACUUGUAGGUAUGUACCAGUCCACAUGGCGUUACUACCCAGAUCUACAUUGACAUCACAUGCACUAUUUAACUUGCUUCAUUUAAGGUCUUUGCAUUGUUGUCAUGUUGUAAGAUGCUGUGAGGGUCUGUCCGUAUUGUAUAUCAUUUGUUUCCUUGCUACUAGUAUGUUCAACUAAGGUUAUGUUUUAUUGAGGAACCCCAUAAUGUAACAUGGUUGUUCACUAUAUAAUUUUAUGCUUUAUGUGCACCAUCCAUAAAUAUCUUCUUUUGUUUAUAUUGUUGCUAGUAAAUACCAUAAUUUACUUAUGAGUGUACAUAUUAUGUGUGUGAUCUCUUUCAAAUAUUUAUAUUACUGUUCCUAUAUCCCAGUCAGUAAAGUGACUGGCUGUGGGCUGGUAUACCAGUGAGUUUAACAUGCUAUUAGCAAAGAAAUGGCAAUAAAUUAUAUAAAACUAAUGAAGGCACCUGUUCUUUAUUCAGAUUUUAUUACAAUGAAGUACUGAAAUUGAUUAUUUAUUGCAACAUUGUUAAGACCACAUACUCCCAUUGAUUUAUCUGUUAUUUUAUUGCUAUGGGACAACAUAGUGAUUGCUUGAUUCAUUAAACUGUUACUAGCUGCUCAAAAAUGCAUGUUUCCUAGGCUACAUAACUAUAGUGAACCUAGACUGCUUCUGCAGUUUUAAAACCAUUUAUGUUUACCUAGGCAAACAGAUGGGAACACACAAAACUUAGUGAACGAAUUUUUUUAAUGUAAACAGACUGUCAUAAGCAUGGUCCUAUAACAUAACAGUAAUGAAACUUUAAAUUUGAGUGACAUACAGUGCAUUUGACGAGGGUUAAUUUUAAUGGUAACAUGUAGUACCCAAAGCAUAUGUGUGUUUGUAGGUGGUAUUUUAAUACAAAUUUGUAUGGUAGAUACUUAAAUGUCAUAAUUUGUUGAUCAAGACCUUUUACAGACUGAAGCUGUGCAUGCCUCAUUAACAUAAAUGUAAUGAAAAAUGAUGCAUUCUGUAAAAACUGGCUGUCUCUUGAGCAGAUGAACAUGUGAGUAUGUAUAUUUCUGUUUGUGGGUGUAACAGAGAUUGUAUACUUUUUUCAUUCCUACUUGGGGAAUAGGUUGUGGGUUUUCAGUUAUAUGGCAUCAGCUGAAACAAAAUAUAAAUGUUGGGAACCAUACUGUUAUUAUGUACAUAUUGACCCCAUAUGUUGUAUAUGUGAAGAUAUUUGUAUUAGAAACAUAAGUAUAUUAAGAUUUACUUUCUUUCAAACAUUGUGCCUUAAUGAAAUUUGGAAAAACAAAAAUUAGGACUCUGCAACUGAUGAAUGUAAUAAACAUGUUUCAGUAAUUUAAUUUAAA